GUAAGAGCUGGGAGGUCACUACAUAAAGGAUGUGGGAUAAUAGGCAAGCAUUCUUUACAGUAGACAUGCGUCUCUGUUAGAUAAUACAUUAUAUGCAUGAUUAGUCAAUUUCUAGGUCUUCAACUGAACCCAAUAAUAUGUUACUGUUUUCAAUUGUUUUGUCAAUUUUUUGCGUUUGAUUUCUAAAUGAAAAAUUGCCGAUGCUGCUACAGUACUGUUGCUUGGAUUGUAGAUUGAUUUGCUUUUAUCUGCGGGAAAACAACAGCAUUAUUAAUCUGCACAACGUCCUCAUCAACUCCUGUUCUGUUUUUCGAAUUAUGUUUUUUGAAAAAAGUGGGCCAAUUUGUUGCGGAUUUUGAAUGGUUCUGCUUGUACUGCAUUAUCGUUGUUUUCUUUCCUUUUCUAUCUCUCUGGUUAUACUGGUUUCGGAAUGGCACUGUAUAUAAAUUAAUUUGUGGUUAAUGAAUUUGAAGACCAGGCUGUGACCCGGUGCUUGUUGGCGUUUUUUGGAACAAUACGUUUUUUUUUUUUUUUUAAGUAUCUGGGUGGAUCACAAUUUGAACAGAACGGGAGAAACCGUCAAAGUGCUGUGUAGCGAAGCGGUCACAAUUCAAAGCAGGAUUUUAUAAGAUAAGUACACGAAGGUCCCAUGAAUGAUAAUUACAGACAGUUAUCGUAAAACUGAUUGACUAGGCAUUGUUUUGUACAGCCUCUGUCUGUGUGUGACAAUAGAGUCUAUAUCAAAUUUAUUGGUAAAUACUGUUUUUUAACUUUUUUUUUUUUUACAACAAAAAUGUCCCAUUUCCGGAGUAUCGAAUUAGAACACUUUGAGGAGCGGGACAAGGCACACAGGUCGUCCAGGGCCGCUGGUACAGGGUCCGGGUCGGGGUCCAAAGGGAACGGGCUGAUUCCAAGUCCUGCUCACAGUGCACACUGCAGCUUUUACCGUACCCGUACUCUCCAAGCGCUAAGCUCAGAGAAGAAAGCCAAAAAAGUUCGAUUUUACAAAAACGGAGAUAAGUAUUUCAAAGGACUAGUUUAUGCUGUGUCCUGUGACCGCUUCAGGUCUUUCGAUGCUCUGCUCAUGGAGCUUACCAGGGCCCUUUCUGACAAUGUUAACCUGCCGCAAGGAGUCCGGACCAUAUACACCAUUGAUGGAACCAGGAAGAUCUCAAGUAUGGAAGAGUUGGUAGAAGGGGAAAGCUACAUUUGCGCCUCCAACGAGCCGUACCGUAAAGUAGACUACAUGAAGAAUGUGAACCCCAACUGGUCUGUAAACAUCAAGGGCAGUGGAGCGCGCUCCCUCUCCUCGCUGGGCUUGCUGAAGAGUGAGAUGAGGGAGAGCAAAGACUUCAUCAAACCCAAGCUGGUGACUGUGAUUCGGGGUGGGGUCAAGCCGCGGAAAGCCGUGAGGAUUCUCCUGAACAAAAAAACCGCCCACUCCUUUGAUCAAGUCCUGACGGACAUCACUGAUGCCAUCAAGCUGGAUUCUGGGGUGGUGAAGAGGCUGUUCACUCUAGAUGGGAAGCAGCUCACCUGCCUGCAGGAUUUUUUUGGAGACGAUGAUGUAUUCGUUGCCUGCGGACCGGAGAAGUACCGUUAUGCUCAGGAUGACUUUCUAUUGGGUCACAGUGGUAAGGCUUCCACAGCGUUUGAGACUGAGUGCCGGGUGAUCAAGUCUUCAUACUCCCGGUCUGCCACACCUGGACGGCACUCUGGAUCAAAGAGUCCCGGACCCUCGCGACGGAGCAAGUCCCCGGCCUCAGUAAGACGAGGUGGACACUAUGCCACAGCCUGUUCACCAGCUAAAUCCCCAGUGAAUGGGACCCCCAGUAGCCAGCUGUCUACACCAAAGUCCACUAAAUCCUCCAGCUCCUCUCCAACUAGCCCAGGCAGCCUCCGCGGGCUCAAGAUUCCUCCCCAUUAUGGUUCUGCCUCCAAUGUGAAUGGUGCCCCUGUUCAGAUGAUUUGCCUGAGCCCUGAAGCAGAUAACGGGAACAAAUGUUUGUCAACCUCGGCCAUUCUGGACAAAUACCAGAUUGGAAAGGUGAUUGGAGACGGCAACUUUGCUGUUGUGAAGGAGUGUGUAGAACGGUCCACUGGUAAGGAGUUUGCCCUCAAGAUAAUUGAUAAAGCCAAAUGUAGCGGAAAGGAGCACCUUAUUGAGAAUGAAGUGGCAGUGCUGCGAAGGGUGAAGCACCCCAACAUCAUCAUGCUGAUCGAAGAGGUGGACACUGCGGCAGAGCUGUACCUGGUCAUGGAGCUGGUGAAGGGUGGAGACCUUUUUGAUGCCAUCACAUCCUCAACUAAGUACACAGAGAAGGAUGCCAGCGCCAUGGUGUACAAUUUAGCCGGCGCUCUCAAAUACCUGCACUGUCUGAAUAUUGUUCACAGGGACAUCAAACCUGAGAACCUUCUGGUCUGUGAGUAUCCCGACGGCACCAAGUCUCUGAAGCUGGGAGAUUUCGGAUUGGCCACUGUGGUGGAGGGCCCCCUCCGUACAGUCUGUGGAACCCCCACCUAUGUGGCUCCUGAGAUCAUUGCAGAAACUGGUUACGGCCUGAAGGUGGAUGUCUGGGCUGCUGGUGUCAUCACUUACAUCCUCCUUUGCGGGUUUCCCCCAUUCCGCAGUGAGAACAAUCUUCAAGAGGACCUUUUUGACCAGAUACUUGAAGGACGCUUAGAAUUUCCAUCUCCCUACUGGGACAACAUCUCUGACUCUGCUAAAGAGCUGAUUGGUUGGAUGCUGCAAGUCAAUAUGGAAGCCCGGUACACAGCAGAGCAGGUUCUGGCUCAUCCCUGGGUGGCUGAUGAUGCUGCCAUGGGGAACAACAUGCAGGUAGAAGUUACAGGUAAACUGAAGAAGCACUUUAACUCGGCACCAAAGCAGAAUGACACCUCAGCUGGAGUGUCAGUCAUCAUGAACACGGCUCUAGAUAAGGAGCAGCAGAUCCUGGUCAGCAAACGCUGUCAAGAAGCCAGCGAAACCGUCGCGGAAAAGAAACCUCAACCCACCCAGGAUGAGGACCCCGAGGCGCCCUGGGAUGGGACCGCCACUGCUGCCUCCCUUCCUGCUUCAUCUGAGCCAAUCCAGCUACCCACAUCACCGCCACCUCCAUCGACCCCCGCCACGGCAGACACAGCAACAGCAGCGCAUUCGCCACCUCCUGUCAGCAUGCAGUGCAGAGCUGGGGCUGGCGAACCCUGAAAGACUGCCUGACUUCCUCCAGAAAGGAAGUGCACUGCAAGAGGCUCCACCUGCUCAACUUUCUCUUCAUCAUUACUGAUUACACGCAUGUAGGAGUUAGAUGUUUCGUUCCAGUAACGCUGCUACUGCUGUGGCAGAUAAUGACGCUGGCAGCCUCUGAUGGUGUGCGCCUGCACUAUGUAAUUUCAAGCACUAUUUGUUUCUGAUAUGGCACUGCAAAACAUUUCUAGUGAUGUUUUUAGCUGUCAGCCAGCUUCCCUCCCCCUCCCCAGCACACACUGCUGCUCUGAAAUAAGAGUCUGUUUGCAGCAUUCAUAGAGUACUGGCUAUAUUUUAUGCUGGCUAGAUUGUCAUGUAGUUUUGCCUGUUUUUAUCAAAGGAAACAAACCUAAUUAGUUUUAACUAUAUUGUUCCUGCCUGUGCACUAACAUCAGCAAUGUGAUUAAGAGCGUAUUUGAAACCAUGAUCAAGUCCUAAAAAGGGUUAACUGCAGUACACUGAAGAGGGUCAAUAGCGUCUUAUUUAAAUAAAACCUAUUUAUUUGUAUAAAGACUAAAAGAGAAGGUUUUCAAAAGAUUGUUUUGUUUGUUUCCUAUUCUGAUUGUUGUAUUUGUUGUUUCCAGUCAUGGGCUUUUUUUCUGUCGAACUUUCAAUCUGUAAACUUUAAAUGGUUAAAUCUAACACUGCGCUUUGUUGACCGGUGUUCGCUGCAUGUCACAUACUUCAUUCAAACAGCAAAACCAGAUGUCAACCUGUAGGACAAAUUUAGUUGGACAAAAUAGUUGCAAGAUGUAACUUUUUUAGCCUCCAGUAUUCAUUUUCUUUCUUCCUUUUUGUUUUAGAAAUGCCUACAGUAUGUCCUGUUAAUCAUUUCAGCAUCAAAAACAGUGUUUACCCAGGUGUUGUAAAUCAGCCAGGAAAAGAUGGAAUUCACAGGACUAUAACACUGAGGCUAUUUUUAAGAAGAGCCUUUUCUCUGACACACACAACUGUUUGUCGUUGUCUUUUUCUAUUCUUAUUGUCAUUAGUUAAAAAAUGUGAGCUUUUAUUUUGUAUUAGAAAUAAAUCAGAAAACUGAAAUCCAUGAAAUAAAGCCCAUCUCCU
This is a messenger RNA of Polyodon spathula (Mississippi paddlefish), 4312 nucleotides long. Its product is annotated as serine/threonine-protein kinase DCLK2-like. The transcript is spliced from 17 exons. The coding region runs from base 794 to 3208 and encodes 804 amino acids. The record is from RefSeq and is a predicted model, not a curated record. Lineage: Eukaryota; Metazoa; Chordata; Actinopteri; Acipenseriformes; Polyodontidae. Gene Ontology annotation, molecular function: protein kinase activity; ATP binding. Gene Ontology annotation, biological process: protein phosphorylation; intracellular signal transduction.